Poecile atricapillus (Black-capped chickadee) is the source of this 1310-nucleotide messenger RNA. It is a transcript of the gene HTR1A, whose product is annotated as 5-hydroxytryptamine receptor 1A. Gene Ontology annotation, biological process: regulation of behavior; adenylate cyclase-activating adrenergic receptor signaling pathway; regulation of vasoconstriction. Gene Ontology annotation, cellular component: plasma membrane. The transcript has a single exon. The coding region runs from base 67 to 1305 and encodes 412 amino acids. Gene Ontology annotation, molecular function: G protein-coupled serotonin receptor activity. Lineage: Eukaryota; Metazoa; Chordata; Aves; Passeriformes; Paridae. The record is from RefSeq and is a predicted model, not a curated record.
AGUGACCGGCAUCUCUUCCCAUGUCUGUCUCCUGAAGCGACCCCCCCCCCCAUCCCCCCACCCGGCAUGGAUGUGACCAACAACACUACCUCCCCAGCGCGCUCCCCCGAGGGGACAAGCGGCCCCGGCCUCGCCGAGGUGACCCUGGGCUACCAGGUGCUCACCUCUCUGCUCCUGGGCACGCUUAUCCUGUGCGCCGUGAGUGGCAACGCCUGCGUGAUCGCAGCCAUCGCCCUGGAGCGCUCCCUGCAAACCGUGGCCAACUAUUUGAUCGGCUCGCUGGCCGUCACCGACCUCAUGGUGUCCGUGCUGGUGCUGCCCAUGGCGGCCCUCUACCAGGUGCUGAACAAGUGGACGCUGGGCCAGGUCACCUGCGACAUCUUCAUCUCUCUGGACGUGCUUUGCUGCACCUCUUCUAUCCUGCACCUGUGCGCCAUCGCCUUGGACAGGUACUGGGCCAUCACGGACCCCAUUGACUAUGUUAACAAGCGAACUCCCCGGCGGGCGGCCGUGCUCAUCAGCCUGACCUGGCUUAUCGGCUUCUUGAUAUCCAUCCCGCCCAUGCUGGGCUGGAGGACGCCGGAGGACCGCUCGAACCCCGACGCCUGCACCAUCAGCAAGGACCACGGGUACACCAUCUACUCCACCUUCGGCGCCUUCUACAUUCCGCUUCUUCUCAUGCUGGUGCUCUACGGUCGCAUCUUCAAGGCGGCACGCUUUAGGAUCCGCAAGACAGUAAAGAAAGCAGAGAAGAAAAAAAUCGCUGACACCUGCCUCACUCUCUCUCCCGCCACCGUGAAGAAGGGCAACGGGGAGCCCGGCAAGGGCUGGCGGCGGACUGUAGAGCCCAAGCCCGGUGCUUGUGUCAACGGCGCGGUGCGGCAGGGCCAGGACGGGACCGCCCUGGAGAUCAUCGAGGUCCAGCACUGCAACAGUUCCUCCAAGACUCACCUGCCGCUGCCCAGCGAGGCGUGCGGCUCCCCACCGCCGCCCUCUUUCGAGAGGCGCAACGAGAAGAACACGGAAGCCAAACGGAGAAUGGCUCUGUCCCGGGAGAGGAAGACUGUGAAGACCCUGGGCAUCAUUAUGGGCACCUUUAUCCUCUGCUGGCUGCCGUUCUUCAUCGUGGCCCUGGUCCUGCCCUUUUGUGACAGUAAGUGCUACAUGCCCGAGUGGCUGGGGGCAGUCAUCAACUGGUUGGGCUACUCCAACUCCCUUCUCAACCCCAUUAUCUAUGCCUAUUUCAACAAAGACUUCCAAAGUGCUUUUAAAAAAAUUAUCAAGUGCAAAUUUUGUCGGCAGUGAAGCCC